GCUGGGAUAUUUCCCCUGGAGAUUUUUCCUUGCUCGAUCCUGUUUUCCCACGCCGUCGCUAGGGUUUCCCUCCGGAUGGCAUUUUGAUUUCCCGGGAAUUUCGUUUCCCAUCCUCCGCGACUGCAGCGAGCCAUUAGGGGUUUGGUUCAUGGUGAAGCCGAGCUCGGGAAAUGGCGUUCACGUGUUUGGGGAUUGCCUGCAAGUCCAGUUUCGCUCUCCGCCCUCCGCUUGUGUACUGUGCCCGAAAGGUUCGCCAUACUGCGAUGGUUGAGACCGUUGCUGGGACGGAGACUGCGGCGGCCGUCGAAGGCGUCGGCCGACUCCGCACGGAAACGACGACGGGCACGGAUUCGCCUUCCGGUGGUGUGAGUGCUCCAGUUUGGAAGAAAUUGAGCACGAAGGAGCUCGGGGUCAGGACAUCGAUGAUUGCAAAGCCGACGAGAGUGGUGCUCAAUCAACUAAGAAAGAAAGGAUAUGAGGUUUAUCUUGUCGGGGGCUGCGUAAGAGAUCUUAUUUUGAAGAGAGUCCCUAAGGAUUUUGACGUUAUAACUUCAGCUGACCUUCAUGAGGUGAAAAAAACGUUCUCAAGGUGUGAGAUUAUUGGGAGAAGGUUCCCCAUUUGCCACGUACAUAUUGAUGAUUCUGUUGUGGAGGUAUCAAGCUUUAGAACUAUUGGAAAGCAGUCUUUUAGAGAAGUCAAGUAUUUUUUCACAAAGCCACCUGGAUACAGUGAAGGUGAUUAUGCUCGCUGGAGGAACUGUAUGGGCCGAGAUUUCACCAUAAAUGGAUUGAUGCUUGAUCCAUAUGCUGACCUUAUUUAUGACUACAUGGGUGGCAUGGAAGACAUUAGAAAAGCUAAAGUCCGAACAGUAAUUCCUGCUCAUGUUUCUUUUCAAGAGGAUUGUGCCCGUAUUUUGCGUGCAGUCAGGAUAGCAGCUCGUUUAGGCUUUCGAUUUACAAAAGAAACAGCUAACUCACUGAAGUUUUUCUCAUCUUCGGUACUGAGACUCGACAAGUCAAGGCUUCUGAUGGAGAUGAACUAUAUGCUAGCAUUUGGAUCUGCAGAAGCUUCUUUGCGGUUACUUUGGAAAUAUGGACUUUUGGAGAUCCUUCUUCCCAUUCAAGCAUCAUAUUUUGUCUCACAAGGGUUUAGGAGGCGUGAUAAGCGUUCAAAUAUGCUUUUGGCUCUUUUCUCUAAUCUAGAUAAAGUUCUUGCUCCUGACCAGCCAUGUCAUAGUUGUUUGUGGGUGGCUAUAUUGGCCUUUCAUCUUGCAAUGGUUGAUGAACCUCGUGAUCCUUUAGUGGUGUCCGCAUUUUCUCUUGCAGUUCGCAAUGGAGGAGAUUUGGCAGAAGCAGUAAAGCUGGUGAAGUUGGUUGAGCAGGAACACGAUUCCAGAUAUAGUGAAUUAUUGGAACCUCAGCCAUUUGAUACUGAUAGAGAAUUCAUAGAUGAUGUUUUGGAAUUUGCAUCAGCAGUCAAAGCAGCAUUGGGCAUGAUGACCGAUGAGUAUUCUGUUUCACAAGCGAUGGCAAAAUAUCCUCAGGCUCCUUUUUCAGACUUGGUAUUCAUCCCGUGUAACUUGUACUGGAAGGUGUGCAGAAUGUUUGAUUGUGUGGGAAGAGGAAAGGAAAGAGGGUAUGUUCCCAAACGGAAGAUGAAAAUAGAUUACAGAGCCCUAUAUGAAGGUGACAUGCCCGAAGUGCGGCAUAUGUUUGCAAGGGUUGUUUUUGACACCGUAUAUCCAAGUACUGGUGAAGUGAAGUCAUGAUUAAAAAGGUGUGGUUGGUUCUUCAGUUAAUAAACUUCGUUGUUCCUCUACUGCCUAUCUGCUGCAAGUGAUGCUUCGGUGACGGACAAGGAGCUGUGCAGGCAGGCAUCUUCUUCUAUGUAUGCAGGCAUUCAAGGAUGACCAACCAUGGGGGGAUUUCACCAUGCCUGCACUCGAACGCCGGGGGAUAUGGUUUUAGCUUCCCAACCUUGAAUAUGAAGGUGGGGAAUGUUUAUUCUUUUACACGAGGGAGGGAGGGAGAGAGCUCAAUUUGUUGUAUCAAGCAUUCUAAUUUUUUGAUGUUUGUGAUAAAAAUUCCUUACUGUGCUGCUGCACUGGGAUCAUCGUGGAGAUCCGCUGGUUUCCAUGCACUAUCACAUCCUGAUAAAUUCAAUUCGGUAGUAUUGCCGCAAUAAAUAGCACAUAUGCAAAAUUUAGAA
Nymphaea colorata (pocket water lily) is the source of this 2209-nucleotide messenger RNA. RefSeq lists its product as uncharacterized. The transcript has 14 exons. The record is from RefSeq and is a predicted model, not a curated record. Bases 171 to 1769 code for a protein of 532 amino acids. Gene Ontology annotation, biological process: RNA processing. NCBI's taxonomy places the organism in Eukaryota, Viridiplantae, Streptophyta, Magnoliopsida, Nymphaeales, Nymphaeaceae. Gene Ontology annotation, molecular function: nucleotidyltransferase activity; RNA binding.